Messenger RNA from Pseudonaja textilis, 1440 nucleotides. RefSeq names its product adiponectin, C1Q and collagen domain containing (gene ADIPOQ). Gene Ontology annotation, molecular function: protein binding. The record is from RefSeq and is a predicted model, not a curated record. Lineage: Eukaryota; Metazoa; Chordata; Lepidosauria; Squamata; Elapidae.
GCAUUUCUGAUGAGCCUGCAAACUGCAGAGGACCUCACCUAAACAAGUGGUUAAACAUGGAGCAAGGAUCAAGCCUUCUUUUUUGCUCUAUGCUGCUGCUGGUGAUGCUUAGUAGUAACCAUGAAGUUGCUGCAGAAGAAAACUCUCCACAACCUCAAGGAUCUUGUGCAAAUUGGAUGGCUGGAGCACCAGGUCACCCAGGUCAUAAUGGAGUACCAGGGAGAGACGGGCGGGAUGGAAGAGAUGGCCAAAAGGGAGAAAAAGGAGAGCUAGGUGGACCUGGUGAAAAAGGAGAUAAAGGAUCUUUAGGAGUGGCUGGUAUUGCAGGUCCUCAAGGAGUGCCAGGUAUUCCAGGAAACCCAGGGUUAAAGGGCGAUAGGGGGGAAAGUGCCUCUGUCUAUCGAUCUGCCUUUAGUGUUGGUUUAACAUCCAGAGUUUCUUAUAUUAAUAUUCCUAUCAAAUUUACAAAGAUCUUCUACAAUGAACAAAAUCACUAUGAUACAGUUACGGGAAAGUUCCGAGCCACCAUUUCUGGAGUAUAUUAUUUUGCAUAUCAUCUCAGUGUAUAUGCCUCAGAUGUGAAAGUUAGUUUGUUCAAGAAGGACACAGCAAUCAUAAUCACCUAUGACCAGUACCAGAAAAACGAUGUGGAUCAGGCUUCUGGAUCGGUUUUACUCCAUUUGGCAUCGGGGGAUGAAGUUUGGCUACAGUUAUAUGGAGAAGAAGAAAACAGUAGUGUCUAUGCUGAUAAUGUUAAUGAUUCAACUUUCAUGGGAUUUUUACUUUACCCUGAUAUAAAUAAUGAGUGGUAGAAUGGGGAUGGACUAGGGAAGAUGGAAGAACAGUCAAGCAUAAUAUGGACUCUAUUUUUCUUGUAGAUUUCUGGUAACGUUAGAAACACAAAAUAACCUUGAAGGUGAUUCAAAUUUGAAAGUUUAUUGCUUGGAUAUUAUAAUAAUUUGUAUGUGUAAAUCAUCAAAUAUUUGUAUUCCUUAACAUCACUUUAAUGGUUUUCAGUUCACACAUUCAGUUGUCUGUCAUGCAAUAAUCAGAUACAAUAAAAUAAGCAUAUGCACAAGCAUGUGUGUGCAUGUACACACACAGACACAAGAUUUCAACCUGUACUUAUUCAAGAUAAUGUUAUCCUAUGUUUAUUUAUAGUUACAGCAACAAAGAAUAAACACUGGAUUUACACAAUGUAUUAAGCCUUAAUGAAAUUUGGUUUUGGAUUAGCAUGUAAUAUAGAUACAGCAACCGUGGUUCAUAAACCAUAUUUCAUAGCAUGGCAUGCUGUGUGAAUUUAGCUAAUUAUGAUUUUUUUAAAUAAACUAUGGUAAUACCAUGUUGUGUGAAUCAAGUCAGUGAGAUAAAGCUUUAGCGCCACAAUUGUCAGAAUGAUUUUUGUUUAGACUUAAAUUAAAACUCAUAUCUUUGUUCCUU